Penicillium mononematosum is the source of this 4845-nucleotide messenger RNA. RefSeq names its product tetratricopeptide repeat protein. Gene Ontology annotation, molecular function: protein binding. NCBI's taxonomy places the organism in Eukaryota, Fungi, Ascomycota, Eurotiomycetes, Eurotiales, Aspergillaceae. The record is from RefSeq and is a predicted model, not a curated record. The transcript is spliced from 4 exons. Bases 1 to 4845 code for a protein of 1614 amino acids.
AUGACCAUUGAGUCUCUCUCCCCUGGUGCUUUGACUGGCGAGGAGCCCGAGAUAGUCAUGCAAGCUUUCGCCUACCAUCACAUGGUAGCCAAGGUCAGGGGCGAGCAUAAACGGAACAAGGUACUGCCUUUGCCAACACCCGGCUUGCACACGGAGCUGGUAACGGACAGUCUGGGCGGGAACUUGUGCUCCAAUGCUCAUCGGCGAGACGGGAUCCUCACGCCCGACCCUGACCUCGAGGCCGAAGCCAAGGACUUUCUCUGGCAGCGGCUGGCAAAGUUCAGCCUUGAGUGCAAUAUCCGGCGGUGCGAACACGCGGACUGUCUCAUCGCAAAGGGUGUCAUGACGAAGGCUGCACCUCCCUGCAACUGGACCGCAUUCCGAGAGUGGGCGUUGACCGUCGUGUCCUGCCAAGCCAGCUUUACACCAAAGCAGAAGAUAUCUGCUGCACAUAUGCAAAUGGCACGAGCCGCGUCUGGGUGUUCCCUGAUCCUGAAGUCGUGGGCCAAUGCCACGAACUUGGGAGUCCGGUCCUUUGCACAGCCGAGCCUGAACGGACAGGUGAUCGAUAUGGCUGGCGUCUGUAGUCUGAUCUAUUGGAUGCUCAGCAUCCAGGCCGACCUGGGCGUUGGACCGAGAGAUUUUGGGCAGUGGGAUCGGUCCCUGGUGCCGCCCGCGGCGACCUUGCCGGCCAUUGUGACGGCUCACCAGCAACUCUCGCAGUUCAACAUUUGCAGGCGGCGUCUCUGGGCUAUCGUCAAUCAGAGCGAUCGCAGAGACGGCGAUCUUCCGGACCUCGUCGUGGCUAUAAAGCGGCACGCACGGGCGCUCUCACAAAAGGACCAUGGGCUUUGCACCUCUAGCAAGUGCCAACAGGCGCAUAUGAAUACGACGCGAACGAGUCAAAUGCACAAAUGCCCUAGCACCAGAUGCCGAGAUCGGACCAUCCCAACGGAACGAGUUCCAGCCGCUGUGGAGUUAGGCCAUCGCACGGCAUGGGAUACGGCGGGGAAACAACUCUGCGGCGCGGAUGAUGAGUACAUUGCCAUCUCCCACGUCUGGUCGGAUGGGACCGGCGCAGGGGGGAAGAACCCAGGGACGGUCAACGAAUGUCUCUUCAACUUUUUCCGUGACCUUGCCAUACACUACGACUGCAAGGCGUUCUGGUGGGACGUGAUAUGUGUGCCCUUUGAACGCAGGGCCCGUGAUCGAGCCCUUGGAGUGAUGCAUACCAACUAUCGCGAUGCAAAAUGCACUGUCGUGCACGACAAUUAUCUACUCAGCUUCCCCUGGUCCGACGACGGAGGCCCAUGCCUGGCGCUCGUCCUGUCUCCCUGGUUCUCCCGGGGCUGGACGGCGCUGGAGCUGGCCGUUUCGCGCAAAGUGGAGGUUUUGUUCGGCGAUGGAAAAGGGGGCUGGGUCUAUAAGGACCUUGACGACGAGAUCCUGGCCAAGUCGCCGGGCACAUCCUCCCGUGCACAUUGGCUGGCAUCCGUCUUGAUUCGUCGGGUUCGUAGGCGUAUCGAGAACAUCGGGGACCUGAUCGCCAUCCUACGCCCACGCAGCACCGCCUACACGCGUGAUCGCACCGGUAUUGCUGCUCUCUUGGCCAACGUGCCUGACUGUGACCUGUCUCGCAGGGAAAGUGAGAUCACUGAGCGCAUCCUCCAGCAUGUUGGCCGGAUCCCAUACGGAUGUUUGCUCCAUGGAGCCUCGACGAUCCGUGACAGUGGAGCUUUCUCCUGGGCGCCGGCCACGCUGGAUGAGAUGCCCAUGGACCUUUCGGCUGACCUUCAAGUGGAUACCACUGCCAAAGACCGACACCAGUUGAAGAUUACUGAGGAGGGCGCCAUCGAGGGGUUCUGGUGGUAUCGGGCCGUUAAUGGGGAGGAUAUGGAAACGAAACGGAUUGUGCCACUUGGCGACAACCUCGAAUCCAUAGUCAAGGUACAUUCGUCCCUGACUGAUUGGGAUAAAUGCAUUCUGCUGCGGUUCAAGCAGAACAUGGAUACUGCCGUUCUGGCAACGACGGUCAAAACCGACCGAUCAGAAGCCGGGGUCACAGGGGCGCAAACCCGUUGGACCUGGGGCCAGGUCACCUUGGGGGAUGACGUCGUCGAUUGGGAUAAUAACGUCGAUUGGGAUGACGUCGUCGAUUGGUAUAACGUCGAAUGGGGUAACCGCAAAUGGGAGGGCAAACAGGCCAACGGCGAUGUCGAGGGAGGCACUGUCGCUGAUGCAGAUGGCGAAUCAGACGAAGGAUCUGGCGCUGACGUCGACCAGGUGGCUCCUGCUAAGUUGCCGCUGGUUCUCGCUUCAGAGGCCAUUGAAGCGAUUGAGCAUGAGCAAGGUAGGGAUGCAGGGAAAACUGGAUACACAGUAGGAGGGCUGAUAAAUGCCGUCGCAAGUCAGCUUGCAAGCAAUGACGAAGGCGGCAAAGUGAGCGCGACGGGGCCCGAUCACCCCUUCCAGGGGGCACCUUUGGAUUUGUUCAGCAUCAAAUGGAUUCUUCAACGAGUAAAGAACCUAGACCGUCGCGAGCAGCACCUUCUAGUCGCCAUUGCGGAAAGAGAUGAAAAUGCAAUGCAAUAUCUCAUCCGAGACGGCGUGCGGCUCGAGAGUAGCGUGGUCGUGGAUCUGGCGGCGGAGAUUGGAACAAAAACCAGAAGUAUCUAUGAGAACUUGCUGGUGCUCGGCCAGGUCUACCGACGGAAUAGCGUCUGGGAGAAAGCAGAGGAUAUUCUUCAAGUCGUCAUCGGCCGAUUCGAGGAGCUCAAGGAAGAGGACGUCCGAUACCACAGCUUCAGCCACAUCGCUAAAAGCGCCCUGGCCAGCAUUCUAGAGGCCCGCGGAGAGCCGGACAAGGCCAUUGAUCUGUACCGGCAGGUCCUGAACUAUUACCGCGAUGCCAUCGACUUGCUCGAAGUCCUCAUGGGUGCCCUGCCCGAGCUCGAAGGCGACCUGAUAUACGGUGCCGAAGAGAGCCACAUCGACUAUUCUAUGCCAUUUAUCGGCAGUUUAACCAACAGCUCGUGGAAUGACGAUAUCAAACUCAAAACCAUCACGGAUCUGACUGUUCUGUAUGCAGAGCAGGGCAGACUGACAGAGGCAGAAAGCGUCUUCAAAAAGGCCAUCGCAACGGUUGGCUCCGACUUUCAUGUGCCUUGCUUUGCCUUGGACUGGACAGACAAGUACCUCAAGAAUUUCGCCUGCCGAAAGAGAGUGUAUGCUCGCCAUGAAAAGACGUAUAAGCGUGCACUCUGGCAAUUCAAGCGACUCCUCGGCGACCACCACCCUUGGAGGCUGUCAGCUCUCGCGAAUGCCCCGAAGAAUCUCAUCCGCUAUGCCCGGUAUUUCUACGGGAAAUUCCUCGUCGCGCAGAACCGAAUACAGGCGGCGCAGGGCCAGUUCAGCCUCGUCCUGUCUGGUUUCCCGGACGAGCUUAGAGAUGCUGAGAGCUUCCGGUUUGCUGCUUUGAUGCAGAAGGGGAUCUGCCUUUUGUACCAGACGAAGUAUCAGAAUUCACUUCCUCUUUUUGACGCUGCGUUGGAUGGCUUUCAGCGAUGCAACAUGGACAAGGGAGUAUUCAAUAUCGUGAAGAGCACAACUCGUCAGUCCCAGGCAUGGGCAAUGUUCAGGCUAGCGCGCUCUGAAGAAGAGAGGAUAGAAGCCAUCAGUCUGUGCCAGGGUGUUCUUGAGGACCAAGAGGAGAGCUGGGAAAAGUCACGUUCUGCGAAUCCCGCAGAACGGGAAAAUAUACCCACGAGCCACGAAGGGAUCGCUGAAAGCCAACUAUGCCUUGGGAUUAUGUACACCCUCAAAGGUGAAUUUGUCAAGGCUCGUGAAAUACUGGGCAAGGCUCUUCAUGCCUUUGAGCAAGUAGUUGGUAACUCCGAUAUCAGAACACUUGCCACGGCCUAUCGCCUCGGGCUUGCCUACAAGGAGCAAAGUUUAGUGGAAACCGAUCGAGAAGCUGGCGUCGACCUGCACACCCUUGCUAUUAAGCAGUUGGAGACAGUCAUGAUGGGUUCCUUUAAGGUCCUGGGUCCGUUUCACACUCCGACUCUGAAACCUGCCAUGGCUUUGGGACAAAUCUACAUGGCAUUGGCUGGAUUCGCUACAAUCCCACGUAGUUUUGAUGAUGUGAAGGAGCAUUUUGGAAAAGCACAGGAGUAUUUUGAAACGGCACUGGCCAGAUUCGAGACAACGCAUGCUGCAGACUAUCCCGUGACAUUCGAGCUGGAGCAAGCGCUAGGCAACGCGCUCCGAAUGCAGGGGAUGCUCAGUGAAGCAGAAGGAAAACUUCGGUACGCCGUUGUGAACUUCCACCAUAGGGGCGAGACCUACAAGAUAUCGGAGGCACAUGCCCUAUCCGAUUUGGGGCAUGUUUACCUGGAUCGCGAAAAUUGGGAUAAAGCCAGAGACAGCUACGACAAAGCUUUGAAGAUAUGUCAAGACCACGCAGACGACCAUCUCGCCACCAUGCAGCAGGUUUAUCUCGGCGAGUCGGAGCAUGGGCCUAACACCGACGGCGCCUACAACGGCUUACAGCAAUUGGCGAAGGAGCCAAGGGCAACCGUAGUCACCCGGCUCGAUGCUGCAGCGUGGCUGGGCGAUAUGUACCAGCGGAAACCGGAUAAUGCGACUGCACGUCGGUGGCUCGAGCAGGCUUUCGAGGGAUACCUGACGCACUUGUAUCCAGACCACUCGUCUACUAUCCGAGUCUAUCAACGACUGGGCCAGCUAUACCAGGCGCUUCAUUUAAAGCUCGAGGGGAAGACCCUGAUUCGGAAAUAUAACUUGGCCACGAGGGGCCCAGGCUGGAGGGGAACAAAGCCACAGUGA